AUGGCGACCUCCGCGGCGCUCUCCACCGCCGCCAACCCCACCCAGCUCUGCCGGUCCCGCGGUACGCUGGGCAAGCCAGUGAAGGGGCUUGGCCUGGGGAUGGGCCGGGAGCGCGCCCAAAGCAUCACGUGCCAGGCGGCGAGCAGCAUCCCCGCCGACCGCGUCCCCGACAUGGAGAAGCGGAAGCUGAUGAACCUCCUCCUCCUGGGCGCCAUCUCGCUGCCCACCGUCGGCAUGGUCGUCCCCUACGGCGCCUUCUUCGUCCCCGCCGGCUCCGGCGGCGCCGGCGGCGGGACCUACGCCAAGGACAAGCUGGGCAACGACAUCACGGUGGAUGAGUGGCUCAAGACGCACGGUCCCAACGACCGCACGCUCGCGCAGGGGCUCAAGGGUGACCCCACGUACCUGGUGGUGGAGCAGGACAAGACGCUGGCCACGUACGGGAUCAACGCCGUGUGCACUCACCUCGGCUGCGUCGUGCCGUGGAAUAGCGCCGAGAACAAGUUCAUCUGCCCCUGCCACGGAUCCCAGUACAACAACCAGGGCAAGGUGGUCCGUGGACCGGCGCCUCUGUCGCUGGCCCUGGUUCACGCCGACGUCGACGACGGCAAGGUCCUCUUCGUCCCGUGGGUGGAGACCGACUUCAGGACCGGCGAGGACCCGUGGUGGAAGGCAUGA
Molecule: messenger RNA, 678 nt
Organism: Miscanthus lutarioriparius
Lineage: Eukaryota; Viridiplantae; Streptophyta; Magnoliopsida; Poales; Poaceae
Source: the annotation of a GenBank genome assembly